Messenger RNA from Apiotrichum porosum, 969 nucleotides. RefSeq lists its product as uncharacterized. The coding region runs from base 1 to 969 and encodes 322 amino acids. Lineage: Eukaryota; Fungi; Basidiomycota; Tremellomycetes; Trichosporonales; Trichosporonaceae. The record is from RefSeq and is a predicted model, not a curated record. The transcript is spliced from 3 exons.
AUGACCUCGCCCACCCGUCUGUCGACCUAUACCACCCUCUUGACACGCACGACGCCCACUCCGCGCUCCGAACGCUUCCAAGUCUUCCUCACCUCCCUCACCGAGACCCUCCGCGCCGCGUCCUUCGGCCAUUACCUCACCAUAGACUCGACAGCGGCCCCCACAUCCCCAGUCCUGGCGCAGUCUCGCCAGGCAGCCGACGCACUCCUGUAUGAAGUGCUGCCGCCACCAGAAUUCUGGGUCACCACCAGCACUGCCUCACACCUGCACAGCCGCCGCCACUCGGUGCACUCCGCGUCAUCGUCCCAGGAGAUCUCAGGCGCUGGCGGUUCGGGUGGUGGCACCAGUGCCGGGGCCAAGUUGAGACCAGCACCAUACGCCUUGUUCAAGAGACGCGGCUCGACCCACUCCUCAGACUCAUCGUCGUCACCUCGCCCCACACGGCCGACGAGCACCCCGCCACUGGACACUGGUGCCCUCUCGAUGACCGCGACCUCGGCACCCACGUCGCGUGGCGCGCGCAGUGAACGCGGCUCCCGUAGCGCCGUCGAUUCGUCGGCGCGGCCGACCAAAUGGCCGCUGCCACUCGAUGCGCUGUAUCUGGAACAGGCAUGGCACGGGUCGCGCGCUCUGGGCCAGACCAUUGCCCAGGGGCUACAGCUCACCCAACAACAACUUAGUGGCCAGCUGAGCCAGCUGGCACCCAGGCGUAUCCCAACACCGGCGCCAACCCACCGAAGGCUGGAGGAUGCCACACCAGCGAUCAUUCUCACCCCGGCCGACGCGUCACCGCCUAAUUUGCCUCCUGUUCAGCCCCGUUCGCCGCGAAUGGGUAUUUUGGACAUGACGAGUAUGCGGGCGACGCCGGAACGGCCAGCACUUGCCUACGUGGUUUCCCCGCUACCAGCCGAGCAACGCCAGUCGCACAACUCGGGGUCCACGCUGUUGAAGGUGUUACGCGGUGGUUAG